Messenger RNA from Quercus robur (English oak), 2778 nucleotides. Its product is annotated as sister chromatid cohesion 1 protein 2-like. Lineage: Eukaryota; Viridiplantae; Streptophyta; Magnoliopsida; Fagales; Fagaceae. Gene Ontology annotation, molecular function: protein binding; chromatin binding. Gene Ontology annotation, cellular component: cohesin complex; synaptonemal complex. Gene Ontology annotation, biological process: mitotic sister chromatid cohesion; replication-born double-strand break repair via sister chromatid exchange; synaptonemal complex assembly. The record is from RefSeq and is a predicted model, not a curated record.
GAAGUUCCCUCGGGUAAUUUUGCAUAUUCAUUUUGUUCGUCCGAGUCUUGCUGGGCACUCUAGUCUCUAGUCGACCGUUUCUUCAGCUUUGUUUUAGAACCCCUUAUCACACACACAGUGACACAGUUACCAGCACCAUUUUCAACUAUAUAUGUUUUCCAUAUCAGAAUCAAAACCAUAGGAAAACACAAAGAGAGAGAAAGAGAACAGAGAAGCAAGAAUGUUUUACUCACAGUGCUUGCUCUCAAGCAAAGGGCCUCUAGGCGCCAUCUGGGUCGCAGCCUAUUUCUUCAAGAAGCUCAAAAAGACUCAAAUUGCUGAAACCAAUAUCUCCUCAUCUGUUGAUAAAAUAUUGCAAGAUGAGCUGGAUGUUGUCACAUAUAGAGUGCUGGCCUACCUUCUCCUAGGCGUUGUCAGAAUAUACUCAAAAAAAGUUGAAUACCUGUUUGAUGACUGCCACAAGGUGCUAAUAAAAAUCAAUGACUUUGUGGUUAGUACGAAAGCUAAUGAACAUGUGGAAAAUUUUUGUGCACCAUAUUUCUCUAUUACGCUACCGGAAAGGUUUGAACUCGAUGCUUUUGAUCUAGAGAUCAUUGAAGAUGUUAGUGGAGGCAAUGUGGUGCCCUAUGAACAGAUCACACUCAAAGAUGGUUCAAGGAAAAAUGAGAAAAUGGGCCAGUACUCUUUAGACAAGUAUCAUUAUGAGGAUUUUUCUCUCUUUCAGACUACUUGCUCAACUGAUCACACUUUGGCUGACAAUGUUCUGUCGUCUGUCCUGAUGGACAUAGAUAUGGAAGUGAGCACAUCAUGUAGUCUAGCCAACUUAAAAGUAAACACAGAGAAGCUUCAAGACGAAAGGUUCUCUCCAGCAGAAUGUGUUGACCUUGAUACAUUUCUUGAGACUGAGGUACAACCUACAGAUCCUUUUAAACCAUUUGAUGAAGAUAUCCAAACUAAUGGAGAACGGAUAAAGGUUCCAGAAAAGGCACCAUUGGAAGACGAAAUACCUGGAGAGGCAUGCACAGAGAAGAUUCAAGAUCGUACGUUCUCUCACGAAGGAUGUGUGAACCUUGAGAUGUUUUGUGCGACUGAUGAGGAACCUGCAGACCAUAUUAACCUAUCUGCUGAUGAUCAUCAAAUUGAUGGAGAGCAGAUAAAGGUUACAGAAUUGACACAAUCAAAAAACAAAACUCAGCCUGUUAUUAGGGAAACCCAUGAUCUAAGCAACUUAGAAACAAGCAUGGAGAAGCUUCGAGUUGAAAAAUUUGCUCAUGAAGAAUGUAUGGACCUUGAUAUGUUUUGUGGGGCCAAGGAGGAACCUCCAGAACUUGUUAGAAAAUUUAAUGAAGAGCAUCAUAAUGAUGCUGAGUCAAAAAAGCUCCCAAGUCUGACAUCUUUCGAAAACAAAAAGUGUCAAGUUAAUACAGAAGAACAUCCACUGUCUGUCACAGUUGAUAGGACCCCUAAAUCCAAGUUCCCAGAUGCAUCAGGUGCCACAACACCAGAGUUCAUGUUUAUUCCUACACCAACUACUAGGGAGCGAGCUCGGCCUUCUAGGAAAAGAAAAUGUUUAAUUGAUGAGUUCAUAGUGUUGCCUAAUGAGGUACUUAGGCAGAGCAUUCAUGAUGCGAGUGACUUGGUUUCUAAACGAGGAGCAUCUCGUCGUAAUGCUCUAGCUGUGUGGAAAACUUCUCGAAUUUCCAGCCUCCACCAGGGUUUCUUAGAGCCUUUGAUGCCUUGUAUUUCAUCAGAGCUUAGGUCUCUCUUUUACACAAAGAAAUUAAAGAUUCUACAAUCUUCUGAAUUAGCUGUGGGUAUAUCAGAGCAUAUGCCAGAAUCUCCUACUGUGGGUAGAUCAGAGCAUAGGCCAGAAUCUCCUAAUAUUGGUACUUCAGAGCAUAAGCCAGAAUCACCUAAUGUGGGCACUUCAGAGAAUAAGCCAGAAUCUCCUAAUGCAGGUAGAUCGGAGUAUAAGCCAGAAUCUACUACUGUGGGUAGAUCAGAGCAUAAGCCAGAAUCUCUUACUGUGGCUAGAUCAGAGGAAAUUGUUAUUGCUCCAGAAACACCUGUUAAGUGCUCUACAUCAAUAAGAUCAUUUGAGAGCCCAAAGAACACAGAAAAUCCUGACUUUGAGGGAGUACGACGUGCAAGUUCCUUUGGAGAUGUAGAGAAAGAAGCAUCUUUGAGGAAAGAUCGGGACCUCGAUUUCAAUUUGAUGAAUGAGGAUAUAGAUUUGUGUGGAGCAGAUAAUGAGGAACUCUAUGGAUGGUCAGGGAGAACUAGAAUGGCGGCUAGGUACUUGCACAAAACAUUCCUAAAUCAGGAAAAAGGAGGAGAGGAGGAAGUAGUGAGUUUGUCACGGCUUUUGGAAGGAAGAACCAAGAAAGAAAGUGCAAGGCUGUUCUAUGAGAUACUGGUGUUGGGAACUACAGGAUAUGUGGAUGUGGAACAGAAUAAUGCUUAUGGGGACAUUCAAGUCUGUAAACUCUCGAAAUGGGACCAAAUUUAUGGAGCUGAUGGUAUAUGAAACCAUGGUAGUAAUUGCAUAUUUGUUGUGUAGAAAUAGAAUUGUUGACUUAGAUGAUAGUCCACCAUGUUAGAUGAGUAAUUUAAAGGUUUAGCUAGUCUCCUUUGUAUUUUGUACAGUAGACAGUAAUUUAUAAUUUAAAGGUUUAGUCUUCUUUCUGUAGCAGAAAAUAGUUAGUAACAGUCAAGGCUUAGUUGAGUUGAAUUAUCCUUUGUACAUCAUUUUUCAGUUUAUGCAAGUAAUUUGCUCUA